Molecule: messenger RNA, 4165 nt
Organism: Drosophila montana
Lineage: Eukaryota; Metazoa; Arthropoda; Insecta; Diptera; Drosophilidae
Exons: 5
Coding region: 304-3564 (1086 amino acids)
Source: RefSeq, a predicted model, not a curated record
UUGCCGCUCAACAUCAGACGCGUUCGCCUCGUUGGUUGUUUUCGGUUUGCGGUUGUUGUUGUUGCGCUUUAUUGUUAAUGUUAAUUCGCUUGUGUUGGCUUUUUAUUUGGAUUGGCUCAGAUUGCCGCAUUGGCAAUAAAGUUUUGGUCAAUUUAUCGAGCAUGAAAUUGACAGCGUGAGACGGCAAAGUUCCUUCUCAGUCAGCAUGUUUCGUCUUAAACUGUGUGUUUGUUUCCGAGUGUGGCAUUAAAAAGCGUUUGAAGCCAAAAGGGUCAAACCGGUUUAGUCAGCGCCGCUCGAGCAAUGGACGCCGCCUUCAGUCCGUCAGCUUCGGGCUCAGCAUCGGCAUCCCUGCAACGUGUUGCCUCGCAGUCGAGCCUCGUCCAGGCAGCCGCAGCGCCCCAUCACUAUCAUUAUAUACAAUAUCCGGCGCAUUAUCUGCAGCAGCAGCAGCAGUCCAGCAUUGGCCUGGCAUCAGUGCAGCAAUGUCAGUGCCCCUGCUCCUGUGGACGCGCAACUGGACCCCAGCAGCAGCAGCAGCAGCAGCAGCAGAAUGCAUCCAUGGCCGUGGCCGUCCUGGUGCAUCAGCAGACCUCGACGCAGUCGGCGCAGUCCCUCCUCAAUCAUUCCUACCAAGCCCUUCCCAACGAGGAGGAGCAGCAGCAGCAGCGGGCACAGCAGAAUUUACCGUUCGACCGAUGCGACUGCGAUCUGGAGUGCAGCUGCGCCGCGAAUAGCAGCUCCUUGUCCCAGCAGCAGCAACAGCAGCACAAGCGCAGCCUGAUCGCGGACGCCAUGCUCGGCGCCGAUGAGAUCACUGUCAGCGAGUCCGACAAUAACAGCACCAUGAUCAAGAAGAAGAAGCCCCGCCGCGCCAGUGUGACCAACCCAACGGAUCAGCUGCCCUCCAAAACGGACAGCUGCAAUGAUAUCUACCACGACACGGAACUCGAGGCGGCUGCAACUGUUACAGCAUCUGCCGCGGGCAGAGCUGGCGGCACCAAGGCACAGGGCCUCGAUGAUAAUCGUCCACCUUUGCCGCCACGCCCACCGCCCAGGCCGCGCAGCAACGUGAACGGCUCCAUAGCUCAUCGUCAUGGCGCUGGGAUCAAGAAGUAUGUGGUGUGGUGCCUCAUCUGCGGUGGCUUUAGCUGCCUGCUGGGCGUGCUCUUUCUGGGCGUCUACUUUCUGCUCCAUUCCUACACCAUAACCGUGGGCAACUUUGAGACGGUGCCCACCUUUGUGCCCGCCACGCUGCUAAUCCUCACGGGCGUCUGCAUCAUGAGUCUGGCGCGUCGUCGCAAUCGUUAUAGCUAUCUGAUCAAGCUGUCGGGCGCCUGUGGCCUUGUCUCCGCCUUAACCUGCGCCCUGGUGACCGUGACGACCACGGUACUCCACAUGAGCCGGCUGCAGGCGUUGCGGGAAUGCGAAUACGCGCAGAAGACGCGCACCUGCACCUGCUACUCGGAUCUGAUUGAAUCGCAGGUGGAUCGUGUUGACAAAGAAGGCGUGCGUCUGGUCUUCGACUCGCUCUCGGAUUGCGGCGUCGUUCACGGCUCCCUUUACUCCUGCCUGCGCGCCAUUUUCGGCCUGUCCGUGGCCGGCGUGCUCAUCGCCGUCUUUAGCUGCAUGCUGGUCUAUCAGCUGCUCAGCCACGAACGCAAGAAGAUGUACUGGGAGCAGCUGGAGCUGCGCUGCCGUUCGCUUUAUGCCAGCCAGGCGCCACUGCCGCCACAUGGUCUCGCACCGGGUCGUCUGCUCAACUGUCGUUGUUGUGAGCAGUGCCACGCCCAUCGGCAGCUGACGCUGCCCCUGCAGCAGGCAACGGCCUAUCCGUGGGAUGAGGCGAGUGCCGCAGCAGCAGCAGCGGCUGCCGGAGCUGGUCCCGAGCAACGUUUCUGGGCGUCACAACCGCCGGGCAAUUUUUACUCACCCAAUCCGGGCGGCGAGGAUCCGACAAUCAGCGGCUGUCGCAAUGGACGCGAACGCGCCAGCAGCGGCUGGAGCUGGCCGAGAAUGCCCUGGCAGCGCACCACGCCGGACGCAACGCGUCGAUUCCGGCAAGCUGCCGCCAGCCCGGACUCUCAGUACGGUUUCAGCUCGGCGACAGCUGUCGCCGUUGCCGAUGGCAAUCAGAUGCUCAUCGAGGAGCCAGUUGUGGUCGGUGGCAACUAUAACGCGCUGUCGCCGCCCAAUGCGCUACCGUACGGCGUUUGGGGUCCACCGCCGCCGUACAGCGAUCCCAACAGUCCAGCACGACGUGGCUACUAUCAAUAUCUGCAGGCGGGCACCUGCCUGCCGGGCAAUCCUGCCGUGACGGCGCUGAUGCCACAGCAGCAGCAGCAAGAGCAGCCGCAGCAGCAGCUGGUGCAACACACGUCGCGUGCUUGUGGUCAGUCCGCGACGCUGGAACGCAUGGAUGGCCUAAGCGGAGGCACUGCAGCGGUGGUUAACGCCGCCUACAAGACGACGACGAUGGGCAACGGGGAAUACGAGAAUACGCACUCGGAUAGCGACGGCUGCAAUGGCUGGGAACGGGAUCGCUGCUCCAACACGCUGCCCACACGCAAGCUGAAGAAGCGCAUCGAGGCGGGCGCCAAGAGCAUCGGUCCGCAGAACAACGCCAGCCAGCCGAGGCCAAAUGUGCAGCAAAUCUUCGCCAAGGAGCAGCAGCAGCAACAGCAGCCCCAAGCCGAGCCACAAGCAGCGGGCAGCGGGAUGGAGAAUAGCGGCUAUCAGGAUUCGAACGGGGCCAUUGCGAAGGGUCAAGCGCAGCCGCUGGAGGGUGCCGAGUCGGAGGUGUACUUUGCGGACGUGAGCAGCUGCUGCAACAUGUCCGUGAAGAACGACAACUACUACGACAAUGCGCAGCGGCAUCAGGUGCAUCAUCAGCAUCAGCACAGCAACUGCAGCAGCAACCAGAGCACCAACAACAAUGAGGAUUAUCUGGCGCAACGUUUUGGACGACGGGAGCACUCGAUACGCAGUCGCCUGCCCAUUCCGCAGACACCACGCCUGGAGGACGAUUACGAGAGCUCCAAUCUGAAUAUGCCGACGCUGAAGAGCGCCGCUUUGGAUCAACAGCAACAGCAGCUGCAGAAGGACAUCUCGCGGCAGAGCAUGUGUUCCGUGGAAUCGGAGGCCAAGACUGAGUUCACAGAUUUGUCGCCAUCGACGCCAUGCGAUGAUGGGACAUUGCCGCCGCCGCCCGCCAACUUUGCCAGCGAUCCACCAGUUUUACAGGCAGCAUCAGCAACAGCUGCCAACUUUGUGGCCUCGUUUCCAUACUCGUCGGAGUCACAAUGCCUGGAGGCGCAUCGCCGCUCCACCAAGAACAUACACGAGCUGCUGCUGACGACCGGAAAUGGCGGCACAAGCAGCUCCGCCGCGGGCGUCGAUGCCCAGGCCCAUUACGAGAUCAUCAACGAUCGUUACCAGCUGCAGCGCUCUGUCGCCGCCAAGUCCAAGUCGAAGAGCCGCUCCAGAGAGCACUUGGAUAUCUAUGAAGGCGGGGCUUGUCCUGCGGAGCGCUCCUCCGACUGGUCCGAUGGCAAACGUUUGUGAGACGAAAUCGAACUCUUCGUCUAGGUUUCAUCAACAACAACAACAACCAAACACACACACACACACACACACACGCUAUCUCACAAUCAGUUCUGGUAUAGUCUUCCUUAUGAUUUGUGAACAGAUCGUUGCAUAUGAAAUCUUUGCCAUCCAAAAUGUACCAACAACGAUUAGUGUUGCCAAAUUAGCCAUUUUCCAGAGGCAGUUGGCAACACUAAUAACAACGAGUACUACUUAGUUUUGCUCUUUAUAUGAGCCUUACUCUCUCUCUCUCUCUCUCUUAUUAUCACGCUGCGGUCCAUGUGGCCAUAAACUUUGCUUUAACUAUUUUAUGCCAUCUAUUUUACGUAGCAUAAACAAGUUCUUAUAUAUAGAAAUAAUAUUGUAGUAUUGUAUUGAAUGUUGAAAUUGUAGUGGUAAUCUAUGAAAAUAUUAAACCAAUUAUGUUACACUUACUUGCCUAUUUAUAUAGCUGCAAACAUACACACACACAUGAACAAAUAUAUGUAAAUCCAUAUUCAUAGACACUUAUAUCGUUAGUUAAACGUUAGAUUGCAAGUUAAAUUCAUUAAAACCGAAAAGAAAAAAAUCACCAGCAUUU